Zeugodacus cucurbitae (melon fly) is the source of this 16967-nucleotide messenger RNA. Its product is annotated as ankyrin-3. The coding region runs from base 967 to 15738 and encodes 4923 amino acids. The transcript has 23 exons. Gene Ontology annotation, biological process: signal transduction. Gene Ontology annotation, molecular function: protein binding. Lineage: Eukaryota; Metazoa; Arthropoda; Insecta; Diptera; Tephritidae. The record is from RefSeq and is a predicted model, not a curated record.
GACACAUUUAAUGUGUUAUGCCUUCUUCGGUGGCAUUCUUUUGUGUGCCCGUUUCGCUAAUGUUGUUGUAGCUUCCUUGUUUUGAUUGUAUUUGGUUUUGCGCCAGUCAGUGACGAGGUGGUUGGCCCUGUUAACACCAAUACCAACAAGCGACCAGGGCUUUGUCGCACGCACACGUUCGCAUGUUGUACAUAGCGAUGCCGAAGCGAUGCGAAGUGCUGUGCACGGAAAGUCCUGCAAUGCCAAAAAGCAAAGGCUAAAGCCAGAACAUUUCACGAAAGCAGUAUCAGUUGUUUGACAUUGUUCCUGGCAAAAGGUUGUCCUGACGGCUGACAUCGCGAAAACUCCAGUUGUACACCAAAACUCACACACAUCUAGUUUUGGUAUACCCACAAAAUGUGAAAAUAUUUUUAUGCAAAAGUUAUCUAAUCGAAUAAUCCAAAGCAUUGAAAUUUUAAAGUUUAACACGAAGAGUGCAAAUAUGGAUGGCAAAUUGUGAGUGGUUAGAUGUGUUUUUGAAAAGUUGCAAAAAUAAAAAUAUUUCAAAUAUAUACAAUAUGCACUGUCAUAUAUAUAUGUAUGCCCAAGCGAUCUUAUAUAAAAUUUACAAUAUGAAGUGAAGCAAAUAUUCCGAAAACCCUUUUGAAAAAAACUUAAAUAGUUUGUAUUAAAAAAAAUAUACGUACAUAUAUAUAUAUAUAUAUAUAUAUGAACUAUUACAAAAAUAGAAUUUAAAAGUGCGAUACAAAAAUUUAGUGUGUGCUCUUGCACGUAUCUAUAUGUUAACUUAAUUUUAUAUUUACGCCCAUAAAUCUGGAAUACAUGUAUUUGAAAAUCUGUAAAAUCUAAAAAGUAAAAAGCUCAAAGUGAAGUGAGUGGAUGUUAUUAUUCAAAUAUUACUCACUUAAAUAAAAUAUUUAAUAUUAUAAAAAUUAUUAAAUAAAAAAUAAUCCGCAAAUAUAUAAAAUGGCACAAUUCGUAACGCACAUACAACCGACGUUGCUGGAGGCCUCGCAGGGCCAUGUACCGCAUCACCAUGGCCAUCAGGUUGGCAUGCAGCACACAUCUCAUCUGCCUCACAGCGGCCACAAUAUGCCGUCGCCACCAACAUCGCACAACCAUCACCAGCACUCGCAUCAUCAGCAGCAUCAGGAACAACAACAUCACAACCACCACCACAGCCCACCGUCGCAACUGUCGUCGCCGCCAAGUGGCGCACCAACACACCAUUAUCACGUGGGCAAACAUGGAGCCAAACAUGAGCACUUCGGACAUCACAGCUCUGGCGAUGGAAACACGUCAUUUCUACGAGCUGCCAGAGCUGGAAAUUUAGAACGAGUUUUGGAACAUUUAAAAAACAAUAUUGAUAUUAACACCAGCAACGCUAAUGGCUUGAAUGCACUGCAUUUGGCUUCGAAGGACGGACAUACGCAUGUUGUCUCCGAGCUGUUGAAACGUGGCGCCAUUGUUGACAGUGCAACGAAGAAGGGCAACACAGCUUUACACAUUGCCUCACUGGCCGGACAGGAAGAGGUGGUGAAACUCCUGCUGGAGCACAAUGCCGCCGUGAAUGUACAAUCGCAGAACGGCUUCACGCCACUCUACAUGGCAGCGCAAGAGAAUCACGAUUCCGUUGUGAAGCUACUACUGGCCAACGGCGCCAAUCAAAGCUUGGCCACCGAGGAUGGGUUCACACCGUUGGCAGUAGCCAUGCAGCAAGGACAUGAUAAAGUCGUCGCGGUGCUCUUGGAGAGCGAUACACGCGGCAAGGUGCGCUUGCCUGCACUGCACAUUGCUGCCAAGAAAGACGACGUGAAGGCCGCCACACUACUUCUCGAUAAUGACCACAAUCCUGAUGUGACUUCCAAAUCUGGCUUUACACCACUGCACAUUGCUUCCCACUAUGGCAAUCAAGCCAUCGCCACCUUACUCAUUCAGAAGGGUGCCGACGUUAAUUUCGCCGCCAAGCACAAUAUCAGUCCGUUGCAUGUUGCCGCCAAAUGGGGUAAAACCAACAUGGUUUCCUUACUGCUGGAGAAGGGUGCUAACAUAGAGGCCAAAACACGCGAUGGCCUAACCCCGUUACAUUGUGCGGCUCGUUCCGGGCACGAGCAAGUUGUCGACAUGCUGUUGGAGCGCGGUGCCCCGAUUAGCGCUAAAACAAAGAACGGUCUUGCACCGCUGCAUAUGGCCGCACAGGGUGAGCACGUAGAUGCCGCACGCAUUCUGCUUUACCAUCGUGCACCCGUCGACGAGGUCACCGUGGACUACUUGACGGCGCUGCAUGUGGCAGCGCAUUGUGGACAUGUGCGUGUCGCUAAGCUAUUGCUCGAUCGCAAUGCCGACGCCAAUGCACGUGCACUCAAUGGUUUCACGCCGCUGCACAUUGCUUGCAAGAAGAAUCGUAUAAAGGUGGUGGAGUUGCUGCUGCGUCACGGCGCCAGCAUUAGUGCCACUACGGAAAGCGGGUUGACGCCGCUGCACGUAGCCGCUUUCAUGGGCUGCAUGAACAUCGUCAUCUACUUGCUGCAACAUGACGCCAGUCCAGACGUGCCGACCGUGCGCGGAGAGACCCCACUCCAUUUGGCCGCACGAGCAAAUCAGACUGAUAUUAUUCGCAUUUUGUUGCGCAAUGGCGCUCAAGUGGAUGCACGUGCACGUGAACAGCAAACGCCGUUGCACAUCGCCUCGCGUCUCGGCAACGUGGACAUUGUCAUGCUACUGCUGCAGCAUGGCGCUCAAGUGGAUGCCACCACCAAGGAUAUGUACACGGCAUUGCAUAUUGCGGCCAAGGAGGGUCAGGAUGAGGUUGCUGCCGUUCUAAUCGAGAAUGGUGCAGCUUUGGAUGCUGCUACGAAGAAGGGCUUCACACCAUUGCAUUUGACCGCCAAAUAUGGUCACAUCAAGGUUGCCCAAUUGUUGUUGCAAAAGGAGGCGGAUGUGGACGCACAGGGAAAGAAUGGCGUCACGCCAUUGCAUGUGGCCUGUCACUACGACAACCAGAAGGUCGCUUUAUUGUUGCUGGAGAAGGGCGCUAGCCCACAUGCUACAGCCAAAAAUGGACACACACCGUUACAUAUUGCGGCACGUAAAAAUCAAAUGGACAUUGCCACAACGCUCUUGGAGUACGGCGCCCAGGCGAAUGCCGAGAGCAAAGCUGGUUUCACCCCCUUACAUUUGAGCUGUCAAGAGGGUCAUGCUGAGAUAUCGAAUUUGCUAAUCGAGCACAAGGCCGGUGUAAAUCAUCCGGCUAAGAACGGCUUAACUCCAAUGCAUUUGUGUGCUCAAGAAGACAACGUGAAUGUUGCCGAAAUCUUGCAACGCAAUGGCGCCAACAUCGACAUGGCCACCAAGGCCGGCUAUACACCGCUGCAUGUGGCCGCUCAUUUCGGUCAGGCGAAUAUGGUCCGCUUUUUGUUGCAUCAUGGCGCUAAUGUAGACGCGGCCACAUCCAUCGGUUAUACGCCACUACAUCAAACUGCUCAGCAAGGACAUUGCCACAUCGUAAAUCUACUGCUGGAGCAUAAGGCCAACGCCAACGCUCAGACGGUCAAUGGACAGACUCCGUUGCAUAUUGCACGCAAAUUGGGUUACAUAAGCGUUUUGGACUCGUUAAAGUCGAUUACGAAUGAGCCGGAUGCCGCAGCACAAACUCAAACCGAUGAGAAGUAUCGCGUUGUUGCACCGGAGGCAAUGCACGAGUCAUUCAUGUCCGAUUCGGAAGAAGAAGGCGGUGACACAAACGAUUGGGAUCCUUGUUACGGCAUUAAGGGUGAUCAAAAUACGAAUGAAGACCACGUUUACCUUCCGUAUUACCAGGGCGAAGCGUUCUUUAUGUCUAGCGAAGAUAAUAUGUUAUCCGAUCAGCCUUACCGUUAUUUGACAGUUGAUGAAAUGAAAUCCUUAGGCGAUGACUCCUUGCCAAUCGAUGUGACACGUGAUGAACGCAUCGACUCCAAUCGCAUGAUGACCCACAGCGCUGAGUAUGCUGGUGGGGUCGGAGCUCCGUCGCAACAGCAGGCCAUCGCAGAGGAGCUUAUAAGUCCACACAAAGCUCAAGUGCAUGGUGUUGGGAAAUCAUUUGUGGACGGUAUUUAUAUGGGCAACGGCUUAAAUGACGAACAAAAGCAUAUGGGCCGAAAGCUUUCGUGGAAAAGUUUCCUUGUAUCGUUUCUGGUGGAUGCACGUGGAGGCGCCAUGCGUGGCUGCCGUCACAGUGGCGUGCGCAUGAUUAUACCCUCGCGCUCCACUUGCCAGCCGACGCGUGUGACUUGCCGUUAUGUGAAACCCCAACGCACCAUGCAUCCUCCGCAGCUAAUGGAGGGCGAAGCUUUGGCCAGCCGUGUGUUGGAGUUGGGUCCUGUGUCCACCAAGUUUAUUGGUCCCGUAAUCAUGGAAGUACCACAUUUCGCAUCGCUCCGCGGCAAAGAACGUGAAAUCAUCAUAUUGCGUUCAGAUAAUGGCGAAACCUGGCGAGAACACACAAUCGACAAUUCCGAAGAGAUCAUGCACGAUGUGCUCCAACAAUGUUUUGAGCCCGAAGGUAAACAUCGGCAAACUUAUGAAGGCAAACGUAUUCAAUUGUUGUUAAUUUGUUUGUUAUUUCUAGAAAUAGCACAACUUGAGGAGCAAGGUGGCAAUCAUGUAUGCCGAUUUGUUACCUAUGACUUCCCACAAUACUUUGCUGUGGUUUCACGCAUACGCCAAGAGGUGCAUGCCAUCGGACCCGAGGGCGGCAUGGUGUCCAGCACAGUGGUGCCACAAGUGCAGGCCGUUUUCCCGCAGGGUGCACUCACCAAAAAGAUCAAAGUGGGCUUGCAGGCACAACCAGUCGAUCCAGAUCUAACUGCUAAACUACUUGGCCGCGGUGUGGCGGUCUCGCCGAUUGUAACGGUCGAGCCAAGACGUCGCAAAUUCCAUAAGGCCAUCACAUUGAGUAUGCCCGCACCCAAGGCGCAUAGCCAGGGCAUGAUAAAUCAAUAUUCCGGCAAUACACCCACGCUACGCCUACUCUGCUCCAUAACAGGUGUGUUUCGGAAAAGAUCUCUAAAAGGUGGACCCUCUCGCGCGCAAUGGGAAGACGUUACGGGAUCCACGCCGUUGACCUUCGUGAAUGAUUGCGUGUCGUUUACGACCACUGUUUCAGCACGAUUUUGGUUAAUGGACUGCAGGAACAUCUCCGAGGCUACCAAAAUGGCGACCGAGCUAUACAAGGAGGUAAUACAUGUGCCGUUCAUGGCCAAGUUUGUAGUCUUCGCAAAGAAAGUGGAACCGUACGAGGCACGUUUACGUGUGUUCUGCAUGACCGAUGAUCGUGAGGAUAAGACUCUCGAAAAGCAGGAACUCUUUACAGAAGUUGCCAAGAGUCGCGACGUUGAGGUGCUGGAAGGCAAGCCACAAUACAUUGAAAUGGCGGGUAAUUUGGUGCCAGUAACAAAAUCUGGCGAUCAAUUGCAAUUGCAAUUCAAAGGGUUCCGUGAGAAUCGUCUACCAUUCACUGUACGAGUGAAGGAUCAACACGCUGACAUUGUUGGACGUACAUUAUUCAUGAAGGAGCCAAAAGUUGCCAAGGGCGAGCCACCGCAACAUCCUAUCUGUAUUUUGAAUAUCGUAUUACCGGAUAUUGUUAUACCGGACACAACUACCGAAUUCAGUGAUAAGAUCACCACCACCUACCGAAGCUCCCUAUUUAGUUUGAGUAAACACCAGAAUGAUCACUAUAUCGGCGAUAUACGUAUUGUGGAUUUGUCCAAUUUAUUAGGCAAGGAUUGGAUACAAUUAGCCUCUGAAAUCGGUAUAAGUACGGAAGAAAUUGAUGACAUCAUAAAUCAAAAUACUGAUAGUAUUGCGCGGCAGGCCCAAAGCAUGAUUCGUCUAUUCAAAGAUAAACCAAAUUAUGAUAUUCACGCUUUAGAAGCUGCACUCAAAAAUAUCGGACGCGAAGAUAUUAUGAAGAAGUGUAAGAGUGGUCGACUUUCGCAUUCGCGUGACUUUGAUGAAACUGAUAUUAUGAAGAAUUCGGAAUCGGUGGAGGAGCUCGUGCGACAAGAGAGUAAACGGAUUCAACAGAUUCACGAUCAUGAGGAAGUUAAAUAUUCGGCCGAAGAGAAAGAAGUGGAAGAGUCUGAAUCAGAUGAGGAAAUCACGAAGCGUACUGUUGCUGAACGACGUGACAAGAUUGUGAAACGACUCUCCAUUGAACGCCAAAUUCCUGCUUCAUCGCAAAAGAAAGAGAUAUCACGUGAAAUUUCCGAAAUAAAACGUAAGAGCCUUAUCGAGGAUAAAAAGGCUAUACAUGAAUCGGAAAUCAUGAUGCAAUUACCAACAGAUAACAUAGUGAAGUCAACCGUUGCACCCGAUCAAGUUAUGAAAAUGAAAAUGGGAAAAAUGGAUUCCGCUGAGAUAAGUAAAAGUGAUUUUGACAAGGAAUUGACGCACAAAUUAAAGACAUCCGGACGCAGUUCCGAAGAGGAAGACUUAACAACAGAAUACAAACACAUUGAUGAAGAUGAAAAUUUGAAAAUAGUACAAGACAUUAGUGCCGUUGAAAAGUCAAAGAAGCUUCAGGAGUCUCCGAUAGAUUCACUACAUGACACAACCAAGCAACUAACCGAAGACUUUUUAAAUGCUGAGAAGCAGACUCAACUUCCAGUUGAUAUAACCAUCAGUGAGAAGUUUGUUGAGGAGGUAAAGGAAAAAGAAAUGAAAACUACCGAAUUGGUUGAGAAAUCGAGUCAAAAGAUCGAACAAAUUAUAUCUGUAUUUGAGAGUGGCAAAAAUGACGAGAAAGAUACCAUUGUUAGUAAAACUACCACUAUAACGGAAACCAUCCACGCUGUUACGGAAGGUAAAGUAAAGGGCAGCUCUAUUGAGGACAAAAUUGCCGACUUCGAAGCAAAAGGGGUUACCUAUGAUAUGAAAUCAGUGCUACCAAAAGAUUUAAAGAAACAUGAGGAUAUAGAAGAAGACGAGCUCUAUGAAGAACAUCAGGAACCCAUCAAGUCAUUUGAAAAAACAAUUACAGAAGACUUUUUAGCGAUAGAACAAAAAGCUCAAAUAUCACCAGCCAUUAAAUCUAUCCAGGAAAUGACUGCUGCUACUCAACAAGAAAAGGAUAGUGCAGUGAUAAAAACCGCUCACGUAGCUCCAGUUGCCGAAAAGAGAGCAUCACUUUCUGAGAAAGCGCCUCAGGCAAUGACACGUUCAUCUAAUGAAAUAGAAUCAUCAAAGUCUAUUAUAACAGAGCACAAAGAAGAGCAGAACAUUCCUAAAGCUACGGAAAUUAUAAAAGAAUUCGAGAAACAUAUGAAUAAAAAUAUCGAAAUUGCUACAACUGAGGUCUCACAUAAGGAACGGAGUCCCCAAAUGGAAAUAAAGAAAACAAUAACAACUAAAUUGAUAACCAGUACGGCGGAAGUGCUUGAAACAACGGCUGAUGAUUUCGAGAUUGCAACUGAUUUAGAAUUGCCAAUGAAAGACGCAGAAAAAAAUAAAGCUCAAUUGAAAGAAGUCACAGAAGAAUGGGAUGGAAUAACACAAACCGAUAUUGCAAAACCCGCAGGCGAUCUCACAGAAGCAAUAGAGAAUAUAGAAGAUAAAUUGGCAACUGAUCUGACAACUAUAACCAAAGUUAACUUACUGGAAUCGGACGGUGUUAUGAAGACAGAAGUGAUUGAGACCACGAAAUUUUUGAAAAAAACUGAAGAGAAGGUGAUAAAGGAGAGUAAAGUCGACGAUUUGAUGGAAUUCGCUCAACAACAAGAAAGUGUGAAGGAAAAACCAACAGAAAUCUUGAAAGAAUCUGAGAAGCUAAGCGAGAAAGAAAUAGAAUCAAAAAUGGAAAAAACCACAACAAUGUUAAAUGAAUUUGAAAAUGAAAAAAAAUCAAAAAUGCAAUCUGCGGUUGGUAAUAUUCCAGAUGACAAAGAAAUUAAAUCAGAAAUAUUGGAAGCCGAUAACACCCUUAUAAAAGAAACAUCUACAAUUGGAUCCAAGGAAUUAAGUAGUGAUUCCUCAAGGGACAAAGAAGAAAUAAUAGAUACGAAGUUUGAUAGCAUCAAACAUGAGGUAUGUACUGUUCAGCCAACGUCCCUCUUGCAAUCUGCGGAAACCAAAAAAUUAACGCAAGAUUUCUUGACAAUGGAACAGAAAUUCUCCUAUUCCAAAGAAUCCCCAGCUGAUGAUGAAAAUUAUGGACUCUUGAAAUCGGCCACUCACACAGUCGUGCCAUCUAUUUUAAGUGCAACUGCCGUCCCUAUUACAUCGACUGACUGGAAUGUUAAGCACGAAGAAACAUUGGUAGACGUACAAGAAGCACCUCUACCAGAUACUGCCCCUAAGGAAGUAGAAUCACUAAUGGAGACACAAACUGUCGAAAUCAAAAGCGCCAUGGGUGACCUGAUCAAAACAACAAGCGUUAUUAUGGCGACUGUACCGACAGUUGCAGCAGCGGAGACCAUUAAAUCAAUGGAGGAAAGUCUUACAGAUACUAAAAGCGAUGAGAGGUCGUUGAAUCUUCCGACAACUUCGGAGCAACCUACGCAGGGUAUUCAACAAGAUGCAACUCUAAAAGAUUUUGAGCCAGAAAUCGUUAUUGAUGAGAAAACAACAACACUUACGAUGAGUUCAGCAGUAACGGAUACGGUCAAAGAAGAGAGUAUUAAACUAGUAGAAUCCAUUAAAAAGCUAGAGGAAACCAUAAAGGUAAUAGACAAGUCUCGAGAAGAUGGCAUCGAAUUAGCCGCUCCUAUAAAUGAGACAGACAAAGUGUCUGCUGUUGGUAUAAGGAAACUAACUGAAGAUUUCCUCACCAUAGAACAGACAACACAGUUUUCUACAAGCACUGAACCGAUCAAAGAAACAAUCGUAACCGACGAUUAUGGAAAAAUGACAACACUACCGGUCCAUGAAAAAGAACAAGCUGCUGCAGAUACUUUCAGCAGUCUACAAUCGGCUGGUUUAAGCGAGGAAAUUGCUAAGAUAGUAACUGAGGCAGCAACGAAAAUCGAUGCCAUUAAAAUGACGAACGAUUUCUUAGCCACAGAGCAGCGGACACAAUUACCAGUUGUGAAACCUUCAACCGAUCAGACCGCAGCUGAACCUGAAACACAAACUGCACAAAGAAUGACUGAUGAACUUGCUGCACCUGCGCCUGUGGAACCACGCAAAUCCAUAACACUGACAGACGCUGAGUUUUGUAAGUCAGUCGAGGAAACGAUCACGAAGAAGAUGAGUGCGGGACAAAUUGAAAUUAGUGACGAGCUCAAAACUAGCGCAGCGAGCGACAUACCUGAUUCUCAAACCCCACCACCAACUCCGAUCGAUACUAGAACUGAUAGACAAGAAGAAGAAUCCUUACCGCGUGUUAAAUUUACGGGAAAAGACCAUUUGCCUGACACUGUGGUCACUUUGCACAAGACCACAGAAUCGACAUUCGAACGUGUUUCGGGAAUUUCAAAAAUCGAAACCAUAGAAGAAAAGCUCGUUUUAGAUGAAGAUUCAUUCCGAAAUAUUGGCGACGACGUUAAAGAACGAAUCAUUUGCGCCGCAAUCGAAGAUAAUGACAAAGACAAGUUAAUAGAUUUUAAUGCAGACAUUGAAGAAAGAAAAGAUAGCGGUAUUUAUAAAUAUAGUGAUGUGGAUGACGUUUAUGAAAAAUACUCUGAUGAUGAUGAUGAUGACGAUGAUGAGGAUGAUGACGAUGAUGAAGAUCGUAGUAGAAAAGCUGGCGGUGAUGAGCUCAUCGAUUUCGACAUCAACACCAACAUACGCAAAGAGGCCACAGUGCUGAUUGAUAACGUGCUCGAAGAGAGCAUUAGCAUCAUUAGCACGCGUCAACAGCAGCAGCAUCAGCAGCAAGAAGCCAAUGGCUAUGAUUCACUUAAGCAGGAGUACAAUUCAGAAAGUGAAAACUAUGCCAUAACUUGUGAUGAUAUUGGUGGCUUGGAUGUCAUCAAAUCGCCAACCAUUGAGUCUAUGUCUGGUAAAUCGUUCGACGAUAACAUGAGCUUCACCGACGAGCAGUGGCUUGGCGCGCAGCAACAAACGCAAGUCCAAGUCGGCGCUUUGCCCGGUGUUGCAGCCACCACAAUUAAUACCACUACCACCACCACCACCACAACACAACAACAAAAACGGUCACAUGAUUUGAUUAGUCUCAAAGACAGCUUCAAGCCCAUGUCAGCAACAGAAACUAUAACUACAUUAACUACAACAACUACUACGCAAAUUGAUCCCUUAAACGAAGCUAGUACAUAUGAUGGUAGUGGUGAUGUCGAUGCUGCUGUUGAAGAAGCAAACUGCAAGGAGGCAAAAGGUACAGGUACUAGCGAUCCCAAAAAUGUUACAGAAGAUGCCAGUGUUGCAAAGUCUCGGCGCAUUGAGCACAAAUUCGAAAAGCUCACUUCACAUGUCGGCGAUAUCGACGCGCAGGCAUCUGCGUUCGAUGCAGAUUUCGAUGCGAUGGUGCAGGACGACGAGAUAAGUAAUUUGCAAAGUGAGUUUUCGAAAAUGAGUUGGGACGAUAGUGUGUCGCCCACGACGAACACUUUGGGCGAAAUCGGUCAAAAUACACCAGAUAACGAUAUACAAGAUAUAGCAACAGAGACAGGCUUUGAAUUCGCUAAAUCAUCCGAAACCACUCCGAUACCAACUAGUGCGCCGACUUCUGCCCCAACUGGACAUGAUGCCCCCACACCCAAGCCUCGCGCCGCCAAAUCCGCAUCACCCGUGAGAGAUAUUGGCGACGAAUUGACGCAAUACCAAAAAAGCGAUGAGGCACACAGCAUUACCGAUUCCUCUGAAAUCUUACCCGACCUGUCGAUAUCUGCUCCCGUGCCUAGGCCACGUUUACAAAUGAAACCGACCGAUUCGUUCAAGAAUUUAGCCGCUCUGGCAAAUGAACAAUCGGAUAGCAUUAGUCUGCGUAGCUUGGAUAUGACCGACGAUCUUUCGAAAACCGAUGAUGUUUCAACAGAAAUAUCUAUUAAAUCGUCACAUGCACGUGAUUAUCCCACAACUACCACCAUUACGACCGCCUCCGAGGAUCGCACAGAAUCACUGGAACCAACCAGUGAGAUAUCAGUAGAUGAUGCAGAAGCCGACACUGAAAAGUCUGAGCUCUCUGACGGCAGAUCAAAAACAAGUUUCUAUAUUGGUGAAUCAAGCCGUAACGUUAUAAUUAAGACAACACCCACAAAACCAGACGCCGAUAUAGUGUCCUCCGCCCCAACAACGGCAACAACCGAUCAAGCCUUGGAGGAAACAAUCGAAGCAAAGGAUGUCGCAUUGAUGAAGGAGAUUUCUGUUGAUUCGGAUGAAUCCAAUGACGUAUUUAAGGAAUUUGUGACAAUGAAGCGUGAAACGGAUGAAGUAGAAAGCAAAAUAGUUCGACAAGGUUCCGAAACAAGAAAUGACAUACUAGAACAAGAGCCAAUGAAGGAAAAACCCGAUGAUGCAACUGUUCUGAUCACAGCUGAAAUUUCUCAACCAACCGAAGAAAAGGGAGAAACUUCUUUAGAUGAGUAUGAAUGUUUCAAGUUCGGUGGCUCAAAGUCCGAUAAACUCGACUUGCAAUUAGAAAAGAGUGAAUGGGAAACAACAGAGAAAGAGAUCCCUAUAGCCAAACCCAAGGUAGUACACUCACCACAGCAAUUUACUGAAUUGCCAAAAUCUCUAAUUGAUGAAGAAAUGGUUGCCAGAACAUUGGAGGAAGCGCAGGAAUCAUUGAAUGCGGCAAACAAUGAGCUGAAGUUCAUAGUUAAGGAUGGUAAGUCAAUCAAAGAGUCACCAUCCGAAUUUGAAUUCCGUUCGAUUUCAAACACACUUAUUAGCGCUGAGAAAAAAGAAAAGGUUGUAACAGAAGAAAGCUCUGUGCAAAAGGAAGUUAAGGAGCCUAAAUUCAUGGAAGAAGAAGAUAUUUCUUCAUUCAUAGGAAUACCAGAUACUCUGAAAGAGACCCAACCUCCAUCGACAUUUGAACCAACAAAACUAACCGAAGCUACUUUUGAAGACACAACAAAAGAGACUCUGAAUAAAGAAGCAGUAUUUACACAUUAUGCUCAAGCUAACUUAGAUGAUGUUAAGGAAGAGCUUAAAGAUGAACACGGUUCACUAGGCUUUAUAUCAACUGGCACUGCAGAUGACUACAGCUCAAUGGAGGCAUUCGCAGCUAAAGAGGAACAUGCUUCCCUUGGUUUCGUUUCAACUGAAACUGUGGAGGAUUUUAGCUCAAUGGAAGAUUAUUAUCAAGAGAAAAUUGCCAAAGCAAGCAUUGUCACAGAAGAGCCAGAUCGGACCCCUAAAUCUCCAGCCGAAGAUACUAAGCCCGGCGCUACUGGAGUAUUUUCAGAAAUAUGUAACGAACAAACAAUGAAACCAUUCGAGGAAGUUACGCAUCGUAUCAAGUCUGAAACUGGAACUGUAGACGUCACGAAUAGAUGGUCGGUACCCGAAAUUGACCAAUCGAGCUCCAGUGAGAGUUAUUACAAGAGCUUUGAGAAAAACGACAGUCGUCCGUUGUCGUCCGAUGUCGAAAAUUUAGUGACACAAGGAAAUUCUUCGGAAUAUCAAACAGCAUUGGACGUGUCAUCAGUAACACGUGAAGCAACCGAAUAUAUAAGCGCAGUUAGCACACUUGAGAGUAGUAGCGGCAAAACGAUAAGUUCACAUGCAAGCAUGAAGAGUUUCGAUUCGCAAUCCGAAACAUCCGGUAAUUUAGGCAGUAUUGAUGUUUCGGAAUUAUCAGAAACAUUGGUAGCGUCCUCUACAGAACCGGAUGCUUUGGAAGCUGAAGAAUUAGCCCAUAUUCGUGACUUGCGUGACGAUGAUGAGGACAGUGAUGAAAGUCUUGACAUUCAAGAUUACAAUAAAACCGAACAACAAAUGCAAAGAUCGCUGAUGAAACGUUCACAAGAAAUGAUAUUUAAACCAAAAAUCGAGGAGACCAAACCAGAAGAAAAACAAUUCGAGAGCGUAAUGAUCGAAGAGUUUCCUAAACCCAAGGAAGUAGAGAAAACUUGGGGUUUAGCUUAUCCUAUGGAUGAAGCUAAAAUAGACGAAGGAAAAGAUACAGAUCGACCUGAAGAUAUUUUUCUCUAUCACAGCGACAUAAGACGCUCCAUUGACGACACUAAACUGGCUUCUAGCUUAGACGAAGGUAGCAUCCUUUCGGUUAGCAUGUCAAGUACAUCAAAUAUAGAAACUGUUGUAGAAAACUUUGAGGAUAUGAUUGGUUCAGCUGGUUCUUCCUCGUUAACUGGCAUUGAAGCCUUUGGGUUCCCACACGAUGAACAGGCAUCUUCAUUUUACGAGCAUGAAGACACAUUUACAAUGGAAAUGGACAGCAAGGAACACUCUCCACAAGAUUCUGCCGCUACAACACCACCCGGUGAAACUCGCAAACGCGGUCAUAAGCGGAGCGAGAGCACUUCGAUCACUGGUGAUGUUUUAAAAGCCAUUACGGAUAAGGAUCUACCAGUAGUGGGGGAAAAUAAAGAGUCUGAAAGCGAAUCGGACACAGACCCCUAUGAAUCUGAGUACACCAGACAGUUUCGGUCACCGAAUGAACGAAAGAACAAUAAAAAGAAAAAGCAAGCAGCUGCCGAAAUGGAUCAUAGUUUUGACCUCGAAAAACGUCCAUUUACUCCCUCACAACUUGUGGCUGAGGUUAUAGUUGAAGAUAGCGCUACCGAGGAGAUGGAGGCCGAAGCGAUUGAAGAAGAACGGCGACCUUCUCAAAAUAUGCAAGACUACUCAAAUAUACCAGAUAUAACAGUAACUGAGGACUUCCAAAAGUCACCAAGUUUAGAAGAAAAUGCUGAGGGUUUUGAAGAGAAGUCGUUAUACAAAGUGAAAACACAAGAGGAAUUGCACAAGGCUGCUGAUGAACCUCUGUACCAGCAGAAACGUGUGGAUAAAAGCGAAGAAACAUUUCAAAAAUUAGUACAAGAACAGUACAAGCAAAAGCUUGCGGAUCUCCAACGUCCACAAGUUGGAGAUAUCGACUACGAUGACUAUGACAAGGCACCAGAUUCCCCAGACUCUUUUGAAAUGAUUGAUCAACCAGAUAUUUCCGACGAUUUUGUGAUAAUCGAAGAAGUAGCUAAAGAAGCAGAUGAAGCUGAUUUGGGCGGAAAGAGCAUUAAAAUUCAACAAACAAAAUACGAAUCAAAACAUGAUGAAGAUGUUGAAAAAAUUAUCAUAAAAUCUGCUCCCGCUGAUCCCAAAUUAGGUUCUCAAAUAUUUCGAGAUGAUCUAAACUUCGAGUUUGAAGAAAGUCCGCCAACUGCGGGCAGUAGCAGCGACCCCCAGGAAGAAAGCGAUUCGGGAGACAUGGCUGCGUCUAACAAACGAUGGGUUGAAAUGCAACUUACGGACUCACAAUUGCGUUAUCCAUACGACAUUACCGGCGGCGUAUUAGAGGACAUCAAGGAAGAGGAUGGCGAGUUCGAAGUGGGCAGUAGUCGCAUAAGCAGUUUUAAAGACUCCUUUUCCAGUACACCUGAGUAUGAUGUUAUGGCAGCAAGACGAUAUUACGCACGUGGCGAACAUGAUGAUUUGUCUAUGAAUAGUUUGCAAGAAUUCGAAUCGCUUGAACAAGCCAUUUCGUUGGAGAAUCGCAAUAAAACCCAUCAGGGUUCAACGGACUCUAGUAACGGUAGUUUCACUCGACGCUACAUGGUCCGUCACAGUGGCAAUGCCACAGCACAAGGCGAUGAUAUAUCAAUUUCAAGCCUUAAAGAAUUUGAGGGUCUGGAGAAUGCGUGCAUAGAAGCACACUUGAUUGAGAUCAAAGCCAAAGAAGAGGCAGCCAUGCUUUCACGGUCGGACGACUCGAACAAGUCAAAUGAUAGUGAUCGAGAAAACGGUGCCAGCAAUGUUGUUGUAAGCAAAGUAACACGUACCGUAACACGCACCGAAGUGCUGCCGGCACAACAGCAAACUAUUGAAGCGCUUCUCAAACAGAAGUUGGAAGAAUGCGAAGGUCGAGAGGCAAUGAUAAAAUUUACGGAAAUGUCAACAGAGCCAUUGGAGACAAAAAUUAAACUGGAUAAACAGGACUCGGAGAAAGGCAGUGUAGACAGUUUGGAGAUCAACAAAAGUCUAGAUAUGCGUUCUAGCAGCAUUGGAAGUUUCGAAAUAUCAAAGGAUGCAACAACACGCUCGGAUAUCGACUCGUUGGAAACUGAUCGAAAACAACCUACACGUGAAGAGAGCAUCGAUUCGAUGGAAAAUGAACAGUUUGAUUUAUUGGCUAGAUUUCCAACGGGCGAAACGACACUCGGCGAAGGUCUGACAACGACUACAACAACCACCACUACGACUACAGAUGCGGAAGGACAUGAACACAUCGUGACACAGACCAUCACUACAACCACAAGCGCCAGCGGCAGUAUAAACUUAGAUUUCCCCUCGGGCCAGCUACACAAAGACGCAUCGGCCGACUCACUUUGCAUUGAACAAACCAAUACGAGUUCAGCAGGCACUACUGCUACUUAUCAGACCAGUGCUGGGAAUUCGCAAAUGUCAGGGAGUGUGACCAGUUGUGCAUCCAGCACACUCAUGGAGGACUCAUAUCCGGGUGUAAACUCCAGUCUGACAUCGUCUAGCUUCUGGUCACACGAGGAAUCAACGGUUGUGGAAGAUAAGAAUGUGUUUGAGGAAGUAUUGCUGGAAGAUGCUGAGGCUCUAAAACGUCGCCAAGCGCAGCAUCGACAAGAGUACGACGACCAGCACUAGACGAUAUGGAGGAUAGCGAAAAACGAUAAUGCAAUUAGAAAUAAACGACACGCAUAAAUAUACAUAAUUAAGGGAUUACAAGCUUUUUAUACAUACAUCCGUGGUUAGAUUUAAAUAAAUAAACGCAAACUAUUGCUUUAUUAAUGGUGAGCAGGCGAAGGAAAUGGCUUGGGGAUCUCGACACAUAUAUUACUGUUACAUUCCCUACAGAAAUACAAGCAUUGCAUUUUAGUAUUAUCGGCGCAUCGAAAUUUAAGUAAUAAACAUUAAUCUAUUAACUAAUUCCAAUCUACAUAGAACACAAGUUUAAACGAAACAUUUAUAAGCAUUACUAAAGGUUAUUAAUCCACACAUAUUAACACAACUUUGACAUUGUUAAACAUUGUUUUUAAGCGAUUCUUAAUGUACUUAUUAUAUUUAGUUUGCUAUAAAAAACAACAACAGCAACAACAUGAACCAAAUUACUCUUUAAGUGUACGUACAUAUUAUCUGUUAAAUGUAUGCAUCUAUUUUCGUUACUUGGCUUUUAACAAAGUAAAAACUAAAUGUGAAAUGUGAAAUAAAAUUUAAUGAAAAACUUAAAACAUGGUUAUGCGAACAUGUAUACUUGUUGCUAUUUUAACGGUAUGUAAUAUUUGGAAAAAUUAAAUUUUCUACGAUGCUUUUGAUUACGUAAACUGUACGCGGUAAGUUAUAUUAAUAUGGGAUGUUAGCAAGAAUGGAGAAAUUACUAACGAUGUAGAGUAUUUAAUAUUUUUUAAAACUUAUUUGAAUAUAUAAGUCUUUCAUAUGGAUGUAAUUUAGUUUAAGCUGCUUCAAUGGAAUACAUGCGUAUAAGUUUGCACAUGUAUGAUGCCUUAAUAAGAAAAACAAAAAUAAUAAAAAUUAUAAAAAAAUAGAAAUGCUUUUAAAGUGACUUUGUCUUUUUAAUUUUUUAAUCCAAAGGAGCAAAUAAAGCCUAAGCAUCUUAUUAAUUUAAAUUUAAUAUAUACAUUAAAAUAAAUUAAGUACAAUAUUGAUGAUACAUAUUUAUGUAACAAUGCACACACAUACAUUCAUACAAACAUACCAAAAUGCAUGUAUUACCAGUUAUUAUUAGUCAAACUUAUUGCAAAGUAAAUAUUAACAUAAAUGCAUUUCCUAUCGAUGCAUGAGAGGACACAGCAUAUUUGUAAUGCAACACACAUGCCUACGAUUAACCAAAUAAAUGCUUAAUCUAAUAAAACUUA